AGGGUCGGGGUGAAGGAGCACCAUGAAACCAGCACUCGAGACCACCGACGAGGGCGAAGAGGAUGGCGAAGGGCAGGAUCAUCACGAGGGGGAUCCCCGGCCGCUGCCCUACGACUUCGAAAAGGAGCUGAUCCAAAAAUCCAAUCGAUACAUUCGACUCUACGAAUCCUUUGUUCCUGUGAGCCAAGUCCAUCCACUGACCCGAAAGUUCUACGCCCAGUACGAGCAACGUCAGCCUCCAGAUCCGUUGGCAUACCUGCGCCACACCUGGCCGGAGAAGCAGCUGGAGCGCCAGAAGCAGCUGGCGAAGGCUGUUCCUCUCCUGGAGUCCCAGGUUUACGGGUGGCUGCCGCUUCAAAGUGGCGAGCGCGCUGCAAAUCUCAACUUUUUACAUGCCCCAAAAUUGCGCUGUGGCAUGACUGUUCAUGGGGAGCGAUUGAUUGCCGAGAGGAUUACGGCGCGACCUCCUUUCAACGGACUUAGAUUCCUGCUCCACUAAUAUACCGUGGGAUAAUUAUUCAGU
Molecule: messenger RNA, 523 nt
Organism: Drosophila subpulchrella
Lineage: Eukaryota; Metazoa; Arthropoda; Insecta; Diptera; Drosophilidae
Exons: 2
Coding region: 23-499 (158 amino acids)
Source: RefSeq, a predicted model, not a curated record